Messenger RNA from Macrosiphum euphorbiae (potato aphid), 2193 nucleotides. NCBI's taxonomy places the organism in Eukaryota, Metazoa, Arthropoda, Insecta, Hemiptera, Aphididae. The record is from the annotation of a GenBank genome assembly.
AUGGAUUCAUUGGCAAGUACCUCAAAUUUUAAUUUAAAUGAUAAUAAUGAUUGUAAAUGUAUUAUUGAACAAUUGUUACAAAAAUCUUUUGGAACUUACUCAUUUUCUGAAAAACAAAAUAUUAUAAAUAAGGGAAGACCUACUCCAAAACUUCAAAAUUUAAAAUCAAAAAAUAAAAAAACUUUUCGAUAUUUUAAUUCAUCCUAUUACGAUUCAAAUAAAUGGUUAUCUGGUUGUGAAAAAUCUCAAAAACUUUACUGUUGGCCUUGUAUUUUAUUUUCACGUGAAUCGAACGUUUGGUCAAAACUUGGUUUUGUUGAUUUAAAUAACUAUCAUAAUUUGAAACAUCGUCAUGAAACAAAUCGUUCGCAUAUUGAAUGUUUAAUCACUUUAAAAAAAUUUGAUAAUGUUAGAAUCGAAACAUGUCUAAAUAGUGAAGCUUAUAAAAUAAGUAUUGAAAAACAUAACGAAACAAUAAAAAAUAAUCGUUAUGUUGUUAGCCGAUUAAUUGAUGCAACAUGUUAUUUGGCCAAACAAGAGCUUCCGUUUCAUGGACACGAUGAACAAAUAACCUCAACAAAUCGGGGUAAUUACGUAGAAUUAAUUAAUUUGAUGAGGACACUUGAUCUCAAAUUAAGCGGACAUCUUUCGACCGCCACUGUUUUUUCUGGUCUUUCUGGAGAUAUACAAAACGAUCUUAUACAAUCAAUUUCUAAUGUUCUAAUGAAAAAAGUUACAUUAGAAAUAAAAAAUGUUGAUUUUGUUUCGAUAAUUAUGGACGAAACCACCGAUGUCGUAUCGAAAUCUCAAUUAUCAAUAAUUUUUCGAUAUAUUACCCAUGAAGGGGUACAGGAAAGAUUUUUGGGAUUUGUAGACGUCAGUCAAGAUCGAUCUGCGAAAUGCUUAGCUGAACAUACUUUUAAUAUUUUACAAGAAUAUAAUUGUGAAAAUAAAUUAAUAGCACAAACAUAUGACGGGGCCACCGUCAUGUCUGGGCAACAUAAUGGUCUGCAGGCGCUUGUUCGAUUGAAAUGCAAAAAUGCAAUGUUUGUACAUUGUUAUGCUCACAAACUUAAUUUAAUAUUAAAACAGUCUGUUGAUCACAUAAAAGAAUGUAAAGUAUUUUUUCUCACACUUUUUGGAAUUUCAUCUUUUUUUUCAAAAUCUACAAAAAGAAUUUAUGCACUUGAACAAGAAGUAAAAAAAAGAUUUCCAUCUGUCGCCCCAACUAGGUGGAAUUAUAACAGUGGACUCGUUGAAAUGAUGUCCGAGUAUAAACAAGAAGUAUUAAACCUCAUGGACACAAUUAUAGAAAAUGGAGAAAAGUGGGACAGUGAAACACUAUCGUGUGCUAGAGGAUUUUUCCAAACGAUUCAAGAUUUUGAUUUUAAUUUUUUCCUUUUAAUAUUUGGUGAUAUUUUACCUCAAGCAACUGUUCUGCUUAAUAUAUUGCGAACAAAAAUAUUUGAUGUUACUUAUUGUAAUACAAAAAUUUUAGAUUUUGUCAAUCACUUAAAAAAUAUGAGAAAUAAUUUCGAUCAAAUUUGGUCCAAAUCUGAACAGUAUUUAAAUACAGAAAUGCCAUUAAGAUCAAAAAGACUAAGAAUAACUGAAGUUUCUGAAGACAAAAUAACCAAUUACCGAAGACUAUUUUUUGAAAUCAUUGAUGUAUUGGUAACAACAAUUAAUGAGAGAUUUUCUGAAAUUUCUAAAUUACAAUUUUUUUCAUUAUUGGAUUUUUCAAAAUUUGAUCAGUUUGUUAAUCAGUUUCCAACAAAUUCUAUGGACUCACUGAAAAAUUCGUAUGGUGAAUAUUUUGAUUUUUCUAUACUUAAAAGUGAAUUAACUAUUGUGUAUUCAUCAACCGAAUUUCAUAAAAGAAAUAUUAACGAACUUUGGUUAUAUCUUAAAUCAACUGAACUAUCUGAAAGUUUACCUCAAGUUACGAAAUUAUCAUCUUUAAUUUUAACAAUUCCAGCAACAAGUGCAGGUGCUGAACGUUCAUUUUCGACAUUGAAAAGGAUACAUACAUAUUUAAGAAACUCUCAAUCACAAAAUAGACUAUCAGCGUUGUCAAUUUUAUCUAUUGAAAAACAAUUACUAACCCAAAUUCAAAAGGAAAACAGUUUUUAUGAUGAAGUUAUUGAAGACUACUCAAAAAAACCAAGACGAAUAAAUUUAUGUUUUAAAUAA